Molecule: messenger RNA, 1099 nt
Organism: Labrus bergylta (ballan wrasse)
Lineage: Eukaryota; Metazoa; Chordata; Actinopteri; Labriformes; Labridae
Source: RefSeq, a predicted model, not a curated record
GUUGAUCUCCAGUUCUUACCAUUUCCAGGAGUCACAACAGAAUGAUGCGAAAAGGAAAACGGAGAAGUGGCGCGGUGUACUUGGCUGCAGCUGUUAUUUUUACAUGUUAUUUGGCGCAAACCAUUGACUGUUACCGAUUGAAGGGAACAGAAAGAAGUGAAGGACGAAACGACCCUCAUGCAGCCAGAACAGCAGCUGUCCAGGAGGGAAGAAUUAUUUUCGGGAGAGGCCUUGAGAAAGUGUCUGGCCUCGAGUCUCGGGUCAUAGAUGGAACCAAGAAGACCUUCUCAAAUGUUUCUACUGAAGAUGAAGCUGCUUAUCAAGGGGACUCUCCAGUGUGGUGGGGACCGAAUGAAGUUCAGAGCAGUGGGCGAAGGUGCUUCACAGUUUACAAUGGACCGAGACUCACAGCUGAUGCCUCUGUCCCAAAUCCCACCAACCUGUGGCUACACAAUGCAAAGCAACCCUCUUGCACUUGUAAUGUUGGUCCCCUAUGAUGGCUGCAACAUGGUUCAAGAGGAUGGGAAUUAUAAGCUCAUAAUGCACUGGCAAGGAGUUCCAGUCACCCUCUUGUGUCCCUUUUACCCUCUGCCAGUCACCGCAACUCCAUCCCCGACGUUUCCUUGUCCUAGUACUAAAACUAUACAGACCAAAGCUGAACCGACUAAAACUAAACGGACUAAACCAACCAGAACAAAACUGACUAGACCGACCAGAACUUACCUGACUAGAACUAGACCGACCAGAACUUAUCUGACUAGAACCAGACGGACCAGACCGACCAAAGCUGAACCGACGAGGACCAGACGUACCAGACCGACGAGGACCAGACGUACCAGACCGACGAGAACUAGACGGACCAGACGGACCAGACCGACGAGAACCAGACGGACCAGACGGACCAGACGGACCAGACCGACCAAAGCUGAACCGACCAGACGUACCAGACGUACCAGACAUACCAGACAUACCAGACAUACCAGACCGAUGACAACCAGACGUACCAGACGGACCAGACCGAUGACAACCAGACGGACCAGACCGCCCAAAGCUGAACCGACCAGACGUACCAGACCGCCCAAAGCUGAACCGACCAGAC